Molecule: messenger RNA, 1516 nt
Organism: Cyanistes caeruleus (blue tit)
Lineage: Eukaryota; Metazoa; Chordata; Aves; Passeriformes; Paridae
Source: RefSeq, a predicted model, not a curated record
GGCAGCUCCUCCUGCCACAUCUGCGCCCCCCUCGCACCAUCGGCCCCUCUCCCGAGGCGCAGAGAUGAGCCAGGCCAGGCCUCGCUAUGCCAUCGAGCGUCCUGCCUACUCCGUCAGCCUCUUCGACGAGGAGUUUGAGAAGAAAACCAGAACUUAUCCCGUCGGGGAGAAACUGAGAAACCUCUUCAGAUGUUCAGCCUCCAGGUUCAAGCUCACCCUCUUCUGCCUGUUCCCAAUACUGGCCUGGCUUCCCAAGUACAAAAUCAAGGAUUACAUCCUGCCCGAUGUGCUCGGCGGGCUCAGCGCGGGGACAAUCCAAGUGCCACAAGGGAUGGCCUUCGCCCUCCUGGCCAAUCUGCCUCCUGUCAACGGGCUCUACUCCUCCUUCUUCCCCCUGCUCCCCUACUUCUUCCUCGGGGGCAUCCAUCAGAUGGUGCCAGGGACUUUUGCUGUCAUCAGCAUCAUUGUUGGCAACGUCUGCAACGAGCUGGCCCCGGAGUCGGACUUCCAGUACUUCAACCACACCACCAACGAGACCAGCGUCAACAGCACGGCCCUGGAGGCUGCCAGGCUGGAGAUCUCAGCCACCCUGGCCUGCCUGACAGCCGUCAUACAGCUGUGCCUGGGCUUCCUGCAGUUUGGCUUCGUGGCCAUCUACCUGUCCGAGUCCUUCAUCAGGGGCUUCAUGACGGCGGCGGGGCUGCAGAUCCUCAUCUCCGUGCUCAAGUACGUCUUCGGCUUGACGGUCCCGUCUUACACCGGGCCCUUAGCUAUCGUCUACACAUUCAUUGACAUCUGUAAAGGUCUGCCCCAAACCAACCUGGCCUCCCUGGUCUACGCCUUGGCCAGUGCUGUGCUCCUGAUCGUUGUCAAGGAGCUCAACCUCAAGUACAUGAAGAAGAUCCGGAUGCCCAUCCCGAUGGAGAUCAUCAUCGUGAUCGUUGCCACCGCGGUCUCCGGCAGCUUCAACAUGCCCGACAAGUACGGGAUGCCAAUCGUGGGGAAGAUCAGCAUGGGGUUCCCAGAGCCCACCCUGCCCCUGGUGAGCAAGUGGAAGGACAUGGUGGGCACGGCUUUCUCGCUGGCCAUCGUGGGCUACGUGAUCAACCUGGCCAUGGGGAGGACCCUGGCAGCCAAGCACGGCUACGACGUGGACCCCAACCAGGAAAUGCUGGCCCUGGGCUGCAGCAACUUCUUUGGAUCCUUCUUCAAAAUCCACGUGAUCUGCUGUGCUCUCUCUGUCACCCUUGCCGUGGAUGGGGCAGGAGCGAAAUCCCAAGUGGCGAGUUUCUUUGUGGCUCUGGUGGUCAUGGUGACGAUGCUGUCCCUGGGAAUCUACCUGGAGCCUCUUCCAAAGUCUGUGCUGGGAGCCCUCAUCGCCGUGAACCUGAAAAACUCCCUCAAGCAGCUGGCUGACCCCUUCUACCUGUGGAAGAAGAGCAAGCUGGACUGUGUGAGUGCCUGGGGUGGUGGGAGGCAUCACCUGGCCAGGGCAGGAUGAGCAGAACAAACCCCA